AUGGAAGGUUUCCCCAAUCCAGCGUCUAUUCCCAGUUCCAAGAUUGAACAAACCUCGUUGCUCGUCUUGGUGUUGGCGUCGACGUCCGCGUCGGUGCCCGUCUUGCAGACGGUGCAAUAUGAUCAUCCCGCGUUGUUGUUGUUGCGCCGUAUUUCCAUACAGCAAAUUGCUGAUCCGGCCUCCGUUGCAGUCUCCUCAUGGACCUUAGUCGCAAUCAGCUGUGAGCGCUACUAUGCUAUAUGCCAUCCUCUAAGAUCAAGGACAUGGCAAACUGUAAGUCAUGCCUAUAAGAUAAUCGGUUUCAUUUGGCUAGGUGGAAUUUUGUGUAUGACGCCGAUUGCCGUCUUCAGUCAGUUGAUACCAACCAGUCGACCAGGCUAUUUCAAGUGCCGCGAGCAUUGGCCAGGUCAGGGAUACGAGCGCUUCUACAACAUCAUGUUGGAUUUCAUUCUACUUGUCCUGCCGCUUCUAAUUUUAUGCGUUGCCUAUAUACUAAUUACGCGCACCCUUUAUGUCGGUAUGGACAUGGGUAAUGAUGCAACGAUAGCUGCAUCAAAUGCCGGUACUUCCAGCAGGAGCAACUGUAUCCUGGUGCUGAAUGUCUCCACUGAUGACAAUGAAAGGAGCAACAACAAUAAAAGUGGAGCAACAACAAUAACAACGACACUAACAAGUACAACAUCAGCGACAUUGACAACGGUAGCACUGGCCAAGCCACUGACUUCUUCAACAAGUGUACAUGGACAUGACGCUGCCCUACGCAGAUCUAAUGAGGCCAAGACUUUGGAGAACAAGAAACGUGUAGUGAAGAUGCUUUUUGUCCUGGUGCUCGAGUUCUUCAUAUGCUGGACACCGCUAUAUGUGAUCAACACUCUGAGCAUGUUUAUUGGACAGGCGCUGUACGAGUACAUUGACUACACAUCAAUAAGUUUUCUGCAACUGAUGGCCUAUUCCUCCAGCUGUUGUAAUCCUAUUACCUACUGUUUCAUGAAUGCUAGCUUUCGACGCGCAUUUUUGGAUACCUUUAAGAGUUUGCCGUGGCAUCGUAGCAGAGGCGACCUCACGACCAGCCAGACAGAAGUGGCCAACACUAUUACUAAUCCCCGCUUGGCCAUGAACACCUGGCGAACACGUUCCCGUCGUGAACAGUUCCUAAACUCUUUGGUGUACACGAAUAACGUCGCGACUGCAAACAGUCCCCAACUCUAAUAAAAUAAGAUUUAACG
Drosophila innubila is the source of this 1226-nucleotide messenger RNA. Its product is annotated as cholecystokinin receptor-like. Gene Ontology annotation, biological process: neuropeptide signaling pathway. Gene Ontology annotation, molecular function: gastrin receptor activity; neuropeptide receptor activity. Lineage: Eukaryota; Metazoa; Arthropoda; Insecta; Diptera; Drosophilidae. The record is from RefSeq and is a predicted model, not a curated record. The transcript has 6 exons. Gene Ontology annotation, cellular component: membrane. The coding region runs from base 1 to 1209 and encodes 402 amino acids.